Molecule: messenger RNA, 2361 nt
Organism: Hemibagrus wyckioides
Lineage: Eukaryota; Metazoa; Chordata; Actinopteri; Siluriformes; Bagridae
Product: C-C chemokine receptor type 5-like
Exons: 2
Biological process (GO): immune response; chemotaxis; G protein-coupled receptor signaling pathway
Cellular component (GO): membrane
Molecular function (GO): chemokine receptor activity
Source: RefSeq, a predicted model, not a curated record
AUGAACAUUUGUCAGUGGUAUCAGGACCUGAACAUGGCUAUGCAGUGGGUGGAAACCCUAGAGUUCUGUCACUGCUGCCUCAACCCCAUAAUCUAUGUCUUUGUAGAGCAGAGAUUCAGGAAUUUAUUUCUAAAGAUCCUGAAAGAGUGGUUUCCUUGUUGCUUUGGCUGGUACACAGCAACCGAAAUAAGUGAUAUUUGUUUUUCAUAAACAGCUGAGAACUAUUCUGAUUACGACAAAAAUCUGGGCGAGUACUCACCCCACAUCACUACGGACAUAAAGGCUUUCCGCCAAGUCUUCCUCCCUAUACUCUACAGCAUCGUUUUCAUCGUGGGGUUCAUUGGCAAUGGCCUGGUUGUUUGUGUUUUGGUCAAGUACCACAAAAAGUCCAACAUGUCAGAUGUGUGCCUCUUCAACCUGGCCCUUUCAGACCUCCUUUUCCUUCUCUCAUUGCCUUUCUGGGCUCAUUACGCCGCCAUCACUCAGUGGGUCUUUGGGAGCUUCAUGUGCCAUGCAGUGACAGCGCUAUAUAUGCUGGGAUUCUAUGGAAGUAUCUUCUUCAUGAUCCUCAUGACUGUAGACCGCUAUGCGGUCAUUGUCCACACCUAUAACUCCCUCUUCUCCAAAUACCGGUCUGUCAGAGCAAUCAUAGCCCUGAUUUUGUUUACGUGGACACUUAGCCUGGUAGCUUCUCUGCCAAACAUCAUUUUCUCACAAACAAGCAUGUCAAAUAAACCAAAUGUAUGGACAUGUAGUUUUGAACAUCCAAACCUGAAAUGGAGGCUGUUCUCUUACAUCGAGCUGAACAUCCUCGGCUUAAUCAUUCCUCUCUCAGUGAUGGUGUUCUGCUACUCGCGCAUCAUCCCCAUCUUAAUGUCCAUGAAGUCUCAGAAGAAACACAAAGCUGUAAAGCUCAUACUGGUUUUGGUCAGUGUUUUCUUCCUCUUCUGGACACCCUACAACAUCGUCAUCUUCCUAAAUUACCUGCAUUACCUGGGUUAUAUGAGCACAAAUCAGUGGCAUCAGGACCUGAACAUGGCUAUACAGUGGGUGGAAAGCAUAGCAUUCACUCACUGCUGCCUCAACCCCAUCAUCUACGCCUUUGUGGGGCAGAGAUUCAGGAAUUUAUUUCUAAAGAUCCUGAAAGAGUGGUUUCCUCUUUGCUUUGGUCAGUGCCCAACAGCUGAAAGUGAGCUCUAAAAGAAGAUGACCAUUAUGUAAUCAUGCUCCUCAGAGACUUCAAAAACAAAGUCACAAAAAUCAAAACUCUAACCGUUAUUAUUAGAUUAUUAUUAUUAUUACAUAAUGUUCCCCUGGGCAUAUGUGCUAACAAUAUGUUGACAUCAUGAAGUGUUUAGAACAUAACGUAUACAGAUUUAUACUUUGCAAGGUUUUUUGUUUUUGUUUGUUUUUGCCUCAGUCCCAGGAACAGAAUUAACAUACAGUACUCUAAUGUGAGCUGCCUGAAUGAGGGUCUGUUCGGUACUCUCUCAUUAUUUUGGUACUCUGUUCAUUCUACAGAUUCACAUUUACCAUCAAAUAUCCUAUAUCUGUGACUCUGUCCACUGACUCCUUCUGUAUGUUGUGUAUUUGUGUUUUAUACGAUUAACACAUUCUUUACUUUCAUUAAUUAAAAUAUUAUUCUUUGGAAUCAGUUUCAUUAAGUUAACAGUAACCUCAUAAAUUGGAGUUAGGUCAUUAAUUCAGUGGACUGGAAUCAGAUAUUUAAGUCCAAUAGUUGCAGCUCUACCUGUACUUCAGACAUAAGAAAGAAGAGUUAAAAAGGAAAAAAUAUAUUAAAAAUUAAAGAACAAUUUCUGUUUAAAGUGUUCUGUUUAAAAAAAAAAACAAAACAAAAACUCUUUGUAUUUAUUCAUAAGAUUCUAACAGGUAUGCAUUAUUAGAGAUUAUUAGGUUUGUCUUAUGGUUGAUAUUAGACAGGGUUUGUAUUACCUGUUGUGUGUUUCUACCUGAUUACAGUGAGUCAGUCAAUUAUUUAACUAUCAUUAUAAAAAACUAUUUCACAUUUACAUUUUUCUUUCAAUUCUUGAGUAUUUAUCUUAGCUCUUGUACAGUUAACCAAAAACAUUUUACCUGCAGUGCUACUUGUUUAAUAAAAUAGUUUAACACUUAUGUUAUGCUCACUAUUUGGAACUUUAGUACUCUCCAGGGAAAAACUAACCUGGACAUUAUUGGUGUUUUAAAAGCACUACAGAAAUAAUGUAAAAAAUAUUUACAGGUCUUUAACCAUAACCAUUUGUGAAUAUUUGCAAUUACUAGAUCACAUUAAACAAUAAAAGUGUCAUUCGUUUUUGUAAUAAAGUUAUGACUUGUAUAACAAAAUAUAUUAUAAUAAAGAAA